This is a messenger RNA of Serinus canaria (Common canary), 1122 nucleotides long. RefSeq names its product neuropeptide S receptor 1 (gene NPSR1). Gene Ontology annotation, molecular function: vasopressin receptor activity; neuropeptide receptor activity. The coding region runs from base 1 to 1122 and encodes 373 amino acids. Gene Ontology annotation, biological process: positive regulation of release of sequestered calcium ion into cytosol; neuropeptide signaling pathway. The transcript is spliced from 9 exons. The record is from RefSeq and is a predicted model, not a curated record. Gene Ontology annotation, cellular component: cytoplasm; membrane. NCBI's taxonomy places the organism in Eukaryota, Metazoa, Chordata, Aves, Passeriformes, Fringillidae.
AUGGAGGUCAACUCCACAGAAGCCAGCAGCAGCUCCCAGGGAGGCACCGGCUGUCUGGAUCUUACCCUUGUCACUUUCACUGAAACGGUGACUUACACAGAAGUGGUGGCAGAAGAGGAAUGGGGAUCCUUUUACUAUUCCUUUAAGACAGAGCAGCUGGUGACUCUUUGGAUUCUCUUUAUUGUCACAAUUGCUGGAAAUGCCAUCGUGCUCUUCUCUACCUGGAGGAGGAAGCGGAAAUCUCGAAUGACCUACUUUGUUACUCAGCUGGCAAUCACAGACUCAUUCACAGGACUCAUCAACAUAAUGACAGACAUCAUUUGGCGCUACACUGGAGAUUUUAUGGCCCCUGAUAUCAUUUGCAGGGUCGUUCGCUACUUCCAGGUGGUCCUUCUCUAUGCCUCAACUUACGUCCUCGUGUCACUAAGCAUAGACCGGUAUCAUGCCAUAGUUUACCCCAUGAAGUUCUUGCAAGGAGAAAGGCAGGCAAAAGUGCUUAUUGGAGUGGCCUGGAGCCUCGCCUUCCUCUUUUCCAUACCCACUCUGAUUAUUUUUGGGAAACGGCAGCUCUCCAAUGGGGAAGUGCAGUGCUGGGCUCUCUGGCCUGAUGACUCCUACUGGAUCCCCUACAUGACAGUUGUGGCAUUCCUGGUGUAUUUCAUUCCUCUGAUCAUUAUCAGCGUCAUAUACUCAAUUGUGAUUCGAACCAUCUGGAUGAAGAGCAAAGCUCAGGCUGUCAUCUUAUCCAGCUGUCCUGAUGGCAAAACCUCCCGUGGCUACACCAGUCGUGGGUUCAUAUCCAGGGCGAAGGUGAAGGCGAUCAAGUACAGCAUUGUAAUUAUCCUUGCAUUUAUUCUCUGUUGGAGCCCUUACUUUCUGUUUGAUAUCCUGGACAACUUCAACAUACUGCCUGAGACCAAAGAGCGCUUCUAUGCAUCUGUGAUUAUUCAGAACCUGCCAGCCUUGAACAGUGCCGUCAACCCCCUCAUCUACUGCUUCUUCAGCAACAGCCUCUGCCCCCCUUCUGAGGAAAGAAGAACUCAAAGGCUGGGGGGGACUUUCCGGGAAAGGAGCAAUGGAGGGCAGGAGAUGCAGGUCCUGUCGAAACCAGAAUACAUCUAG